Molecule: messenger RNA, 636 nt
Organism: Aspergillus ruber CBS 135680
Lineage: Eukaryota; Fungi; Ascomycota; Eurotiomycetes; Eurotiales; Aspergillaceae
Exons: 2
Coding region: 1-636 (211 amino acids)
Source: RefSeq, a predicted model, not a curated record
AUGUCGGCAAUGCUACCGACUAUGAUUGGUUUAAACGAAGCAACCUCCGGCGCUCGCGAUCGUGAGGAAAGUCGCCGCGAUUCUUCUCGGAAACAACGAUGUCAUCUUGUGGCGACCUGCAGUCUUGAUCAAGGGAACCAGCGGCAGCGGGAACAAGUUCAGAAUGCUAAAGUGUACGUGGGGUCAGAUGGUAAACUAUACAUCACCAAACAUCCUAAAUCAUCAAUGGUCCCCUUCAACGGCGGCUUCCACGCCCAUCCAGCCUUUGCUCCUGAUAACUCAUCAGGAAUGGUGACCGUGACCGGAGAGAACCCACCGACCCUACGAUGGGUAUUCCUUGACGCUGACACGCAUGAAAUCCGCUGGGGUAGCCGGCUAGACAGCGAGGGCCACGUCUGUGGACCGUUUGACUGGACCAAGGACGAGCAACGAGUCAUGUUCGAAGGAUGGGAGGGUUGGUUAGCUGUACGGUCGCCCGAUGAUGAGCAGCAGGAGGAGCUGGAAGCGCAAUUGGAUGUCGAUGAUGGAAGAGGGAUGUGGAGGUUGUAUUUUGAUCAACAUGAUAAUGGGGCUGAUUUGCCAGCUGGUGCACAAGGACUGGAGAUAUGUUUGAAGCGGGUUGUAGCAGAGUCAUGA